AUGAACAAAUAUUUUAAAAGUAAUAGUGGAACCUGUGAAACAUCUACCUCGACAUCGGAUGCUAGAAAUGAAUCAAUAAAUGAUAUAGAAGAAAAUAUUUCUAAGACUCCUGUAAAACAUAAUAAUGAAACAUCUACUUCGACAUCGGAGGCUAAAAAUGAAUCAAUAAAUAAAACGUUGACCUCUCCUACUUUAACAUAUUUUCCUUGUGAUGAUAAUAAUUUUGAUAUUGACAUUAAUAGUAGUAAUAGUGCAUUUGUGAACAAAACAGUUGAGAUGAGCGAUAAACCGGUAACCGAUGUUUCAAAAUCCGUUGCAUUUAUUUCUCAACCUGAUUUAUUCGACCCAUAUUUAUGGCCAGAUAACAGACAGAAUAACUUAAUAGACAUAGUUAUUAAGAUGGGACCACGUGAAAUAAACGAAGACAUUUUUCCCAAAGAUGAAAAUAAUCGUCAUUUUUCUAAAAUUUACCAAAUAAGAAAAUUAGACAACAAUGAAAAAGUUAAAAGACGAUGGCUUGUAUAUUCUAAAAGCAUUGAUCGGGUGUUUUGUUUUUGUUGCAAACUUUUUAAUAGUUCUCAUAGUACACUAUCCACAACAGGCGAUAAUGACUGGAAACAUAUGACAACAAUACUUAUUUCUCAUGAAAAAUCACCUGAGCAUUUUACUGCAUACAAAAAGUGGCACGAAUGUGAAUUAAGAUUAAACCUUGGUAGAUGUAUUGAUAAUGACCUAAAAUUAUGA
Messenger RNA from Rhopalosiphum padi (bird cherry-oat aphid), 744 nucleotides. Its product is annotated as zinc finger MYM-type protein 5-like. The record is from RefSeq and is a predicted model, not a curated record. The transcript is spliced from 2 exons. Lineage: Eukaryota; Metazoa; Arthropoda; Insecta; Hemiptera; Aphididae. Bases 1 to 744 code for a protein of 247 amino acids.